This is a messenger RNA of Polypterus senegalus (gray bichir), 3800 nucleotides long. RefSeq names its product contactin-4-like. Gene Ontology annotation, biological process: cell-cell adhesion; brain development. The record is from RefSeq and is a predicted model, not a curated record. NCBI's taxonomy places the organism in Eukaryota, Metazoa, Chordata, Cladistia, Polypteriformes, Polypteridae. Gene Ontology annotation, molecular function: cell-cell adhesion mediator activity. The transcript has 23 exons. Bases 544 to 3624 code for a protein of 1026 amino acids.
CGCUGCCAUGUGAGCACCGUUUCGCAAAACUGCCUGUGAUUUUCUUUUCCACCGCAUCUUGGAGGGGAUCAGUCGCUUCAAGGUGCACCUCGAGCCAAUGAGGUUCGCGCGGUGAACGUAGCGCUCCUGCCUCGUCGGCAUAAUGAUUCAUUAGAAGUAAGGAAGCCCGAUCACGCUAUCCCUGUCGCCAGACACGCCUGAGAGGAAAACAAAAAUCGUCAAAUAGAAGGGGUGUUCCUCCCGCACCAGCAAGUUACUCGCCAGCAAGAUGUACUCGACCUCCGAAGAAUGUGCGCCCGGAUCGCGAUCGCGUUUCUCUCGAGUCCGUGAAGCAGCCUGCUGUCUGGCAUAAGACGAGACCUCCUCAUAUUGUGUUUUUUUUUUCUCUAUUUGAUUUUGGUUAAACUGUAAACUGCAAACUUGGUUAUUUGGUUACGAGGGGAGGCAAGGAGUCGUGUGGACACGCAGCAGAUUAAAGGCAGAAAACAGGAUUGCCGUUCCUUGUGAUUGGAUGGGAGCCGAUUUUGACCUUAGAAACCGAAAAUGAUGUUGCUAUGGAAACUGCUGGUGCUGCAAUCAUUCAUGGGCUGCCUUGCAGAUAACAGCGCUCUUCAUGGACCCGUCUUCACACAGGAGCCGAGCAGCGUGGUGCUUUCAGGGGAUAAAGAGAACAAGGUGGUGUUGAACUGCGAAGCCAAAGGGAGCCCCCCUCCAAACUACAGGUGGAAGGCUAACGGGACAUUUCUCGACCCCAGAGUGGAUUAUCAUUAUACUCUAGUCCGAGGGAACUUGGUAAUCAGCAGGCUGAACAAGGACCGAGAUGUGGGCUCAUACCAGUGCGUGGCGUCCAAUCCGUUUGGGACCAUCGUCAGCAAGGAGGCCAGCCUUCAGUUUGCAUAUCUGGAAAGCUUCAAGGCGCAGACGCGCAGCGCGGUUUCUGUCCGUGAAGGACAAGGCGUCGUUCUGCUCUGCGGCCCCCCGCCGCACUCUGGAGAGCUCACGUACUCCUGGAUCUUCAACGAGUACCCGUCAUUCGUGCAGCAGGACAACCGGCGCUUUGUGUCCCAGGAAACGGGAAACUUGUACAUCGCCAAAGUGGAGCCUUCAGAUGUGGGGAACUACACCUGCGUGGUGACCAAUACGGUGACCCAGAGCCGAGUGCAGGGCCCCCCGACGCCGCUGGUCCUGCGCACUGACGGAGUGAUGGGGGAAUACGAGCCCAAGAUCGAAGUGCAGUUUCCGGAGUCCGUGCCUGUGGCCAAAGGGUCCACCGUCAAGAUGGAAUGCUUUGCACUGGGAAACCCAGUGCCCGCCAUCACCUGGAGGAGAGCCGACGGAAUUCCUUUUCCUAGAAAGGUGGACUCGGCCAAGAAGAGCGGGGUGUUGGAGAUCCCGUUUUUCCAGCAGGAUGACGCGGGUUUAUAUGAGUGCAUCGCAGAAAAUUCCAAAGGAAAGAACGUCGCGAGAGGGAAGUUGACUUUUUAUGCUCAGCCUCACUGGGUCCAGAGAAUAAGUGAUGCCCACAUGUCCAUCGAUGACGGCCUGUCCUGGGAGUGCAGGGCCAGCGGGAAGCCAAAGCCAUCCUACAAGUGGUUAAAGAACGGGGAGCCCCUCGAGACGGUCGAGGAAAGAAUUCAGGUGACCAACGGCGUCCUCACCAUCUCCGCCUUGAACCUCAUGGACUCAGGGAUGUACCAGUGUGUGGCUGAAAACAAGUACGGCGAGAUCUACUCCACGGCCGAGCUGCGAGUCAUAGCUGUGGCCCCCGACUUCUCGGAGAAUCGCUUGAAGAGGCUCUCGAUGGUGAAGGUGGGCGGUGAAGUUGUCAUUCACUGCAAGCCCCGGAUGUCUCCCAGAGGAAUCUUCUCCUGGAGCAAAGGGAAUGAAGCCCUGCGAGAAAACGAGAGGAUAAGCGUUCUGGAAGAUGGAAGCCUUCGAAUCGCCAAUGUCACCAAGGCCGAUGAUGGGAGCUACACGUGUGUGGCAAGAAACCAGUUUGGGGAAGCGAGCAGCAGUGGCAUCCUCGUGGUGAAGGAUGCAACUGUCAUCACGGGCCCCCCGUCCGACAUGGACGUGACUGUGGGUGAAAGCAUAGUCCUGCCGUGCCAGGUGUCACAUGACAUCUCCCUGGACCCAACGUUCACCUGGUCCUACAACGGAGAGCCCAUCGACUUCAGAAGGGAUGGCGACUACUUUGAGAAGGUCGGAGGGCAGCAUUCCGCAGGGGACAUGAUGAUCCGAAGUGUGCAGCUCAAACAUGCCGGGCGCUACUCCUGCGUGGUGGAGACCAGCGUGGACGCCGUGUCUGCCGAAGCGGACCUCGUUGUCAGAGGUCCGCCGGGCCCACCUGAGCACGUAGAAGUAGAGGAAAUAAGCGACACCACGGCGCUGCUGUCCUGGAGGCCGGCCCCCGAUAACCACAGCCCCAUCACCUCCUACACCAUUCAGGCCAGGACCCCCUUCUCUGUGGGCUGGCAGGCCGUGACCACAGUUCCAGAGCUCAUUGACGGCCGACAGCUGACAGCCACGGUGGUCGAGCUCAGCCCCUGGGUGGAGUACGAGUUCCGGGUCGUGGCGAACAACGCCAUUGGCAUCGGGGAGUCGAGCGUGCCGUCCAAACAAGCAAGGACCGAGGAAGCCAUUCCAAAGGUGACGCCAUCCAACGUGAGCGGAGGCGGAGGGAGCCGGUCUGAGCUGGUAAUCACCUGGGAGCCUGUUCCCGAAGAGCUGCAGGCCGGGCCGGGAUUCGGCUACGUGGUGGCCUUUCGCCCCCUGGGCUCCACCAGCUGGAUGCAGGCCGCGGUGACGUCGGCGGACGCCUCCAGAUACGUCUACAAGAACGAGAGCAUCCCGCCGUUCUCCCCGUACGAGGUGAAGGUCGGGGUGUACAACAAUAAGGGCGAAGGCCACUUCGGCCCCUCGGUCACCAUCUACUCGGCGGAGGAGGAACCCACCAGAGCGCCAACUAAAAUCCGAGCUCGGAGUCUUUCUGCCUCAGAAAUCGAAGUCUCCUGGCGUCCGGUCUCCGGGAACACCAGCAAGAGGAGGGUCUUAGGCUAUGAGCUGAGAUACUGGAGUCAGGAUGGAAAAGAAGAGAUGGCAAGCAUCGGAAGAACCGUGGGAAACAAAACGCUGGCCGUCAUCAAGGGGCUGAAGGGCAGCAUGCUGUACCACAUCACGGUGCGGGCAUACAACAGCGCCGGCGUGGGGCCACCCAGCGUGACGGUCAACGCCACCACCAAGAAGCCCCCCCCAAGUCAGCCCCCCUUGAAGAUCGUGUGGAACACGUCGGACUCCAAGAUCAUCCUGAACUGGGACCAGGUGAAGGCCCUGGAGAACGAAUCGGAGGUGACCGGCUACAAGGUUUUAUAUAAAAGAAACAAGCAGAGCAGCACCAGCGUCAUCGAGACCAACACGACAUCGGUGGAGUUGUCCCUGCCCAGUGACGAUGAGUACGUCAUUCAGAUCAAACCCCUGAGCGACGGCGGCGAUGGCAGCAGCAGUAAGCAGAUCACAAUCCCGGGCUCUUCAGGCUCAGAUGCCGUCGCCUCAGCGUCUAAGGUGUCCACCCUGUCGGCCCUCAGUACAAUCGUGCUGUCCUUCACAGCCAGGUCGACGUUAUGACGAAGAGCGCGGCUCGGACUUUCCGCUGGACUCCUCGGGAUGCCAGCACUGAGUGGGACGCCGGCCGGUGCCAGUUAUUCAUAGAUAUGAUGUUUAGGAUUUAGAAGACAUAAAGAGAAACGAAACACAACACAACCAACCAACCAACCAACCAAUCCUCUCCAAGAAGAAAAGCG